Molecule: messenger RNA, 2775 nt
Organism: Kuraishia capsulata CBS 1993
Lineage: Eukaryota; Fungi; Ascomycota; Pichiomycetes; Pichiales; Pichiaceae
Exons: 1
Coding region: 1-2775 (924 amino acids)
Biological process (GO): intracellular protein transport; endoplasmic reticulum to Golgi vesicle-mediated transport; COPII-coated vesicle cargo loading
Cellular component (GO): endoplasmic reticulum exit site; COPII vesicle coat
Molecular function (GO): SNARE binding; zinc ion binding
Source: RefSeq, a predicted model, not a curated record
AUGGCAAGUCAUAACAGGAGAAGAGCUUAUCCAAGUGCUCAGUACAACCUCAACCCUGCUGAAUCGGUGCAACCUGGAUAUGGAUCUGGAGCCCCCCAGGUGGGCACACCAAGUGCUCAGAUUUAUGGUGGCGUCUCCGGUGUUCCAGGUGUGGAUCCAUUAACUCAGGGCUUUGCUUCUAUGAAUUUGAACCAGCAGCCUGCUCAACAGGUUGCUCCAGUCGUUGACCCUAGUGUCAAUGCUGGCCUCAAUGGAGUUGCUCAAGCAUACGGGAAUCCAGCGUAUCCACCUCUGAAUUCACAACCAGCGUACUAUGGCCAAUCGGCACAACCAUCGCAACAACCGCUGGGUUCGUAUGGAUCCACUCCAUCGCAAUUGCCUGCACUUCCAAUGAACCAACUCUACUCGACUGAUCUGUUGAAGGAAUUGCCUCCUCCGAUCUCUGAUUUGCAGCUACCGCCCCCUCCAGUCAUUUUGGCUCCUGGCAUUUCACUUACGGGCCAACAAGACUCGAAUUCUCCCCCGGAGUACUUCAGAUCUACUCUGAACGUACUGCCAACUACCAAUAACUUGCUCAAGAAGACCAAAUUGCCUCUGGCCUUGGUCGUCAGACCUUACAUCUCCUUGCACAACUCGGAGGUUCCGGUUGCAGUGGUCAGCGAUGCUUUGAUUUCAAGAUGUCGUCGUUGCCGUACCUAUAUCAAUCCAUUUGUCACGUUCCAAGAGGAUGGAAAGAGAUGGAGAUGUAAUCUGUGUAACCUGCUGAAUGAUACGCCAAUGGGAUUUGACUUCAACCAGGCCACAUCAACCCCUGUCAACAGAUUGGAGAGAUCCGAGCUGAACCACGCUGUUGUGGAGUUUGUUGCACCUCCUGAAUAUAUGGUCAGAGCCCCACAACCUCUGGUUUUUGUGUUUGUUUUGGACGUUUCUGCAGCUGCUUUAGCCAACGGUGCUCUGGCAACGGUAAGCAGAACUAUAUUGGACAGUUUGGACCGUAUUCCAAACAAGGACGGAAGAGCAAGAGUUUCUUUCAUCGGUGUUUCUUCUUCCCUCACUUUCUUCCAAAUCCCGGCCGAUGAGGAAGCAGACAAAGAGACCUCGUUGUUGGUUGUUUCCGACCUGGACGAUGUUCUCAUUCCUGCCGCCGAAGGUCUACUGGUGAACUUGGCCGAUUGUCGUUCCAACGUGGAGAAGCUGUUGGCUAACUUCAACGAUUACUUUGCCGGAAGUGGCGACCAAGGCUCUGCUUUUGGUCCCGCUUUGAAAUCUGCUCACCGUCUCAUCAACUCUCUGGGAGGUAAAAUUGUUUGUUUCACAUCGUCAUUGCCAAACAUCGGAAUUGGUAAGCUGACUGUCAGAGAUGAAGAAAGUGUCGCAGACAAGCCAAAGGAGGCGUCGGCUUUGUUGGGAGCUAACAAUGCGUUCUACAAAUCAUUUGCUGUUGACUGUAACAAGUCUCAAGUCACAGUUGACAUGUUUUUGACUGGGUCUUCGUAUCAAGAUGUCGCCACGCUGGCGAAUUUGCCUCGUUAUUCAGCUGGUCAAACACAUUUCUACCCGGCUUGGAGUGCAUCCCGUAUGGAAGACAUCACCAAGCUAUCCAAGGAAAUUUCCAACCAUCUGUCGAUGGAAAUCCAGCUGGAGGCUGUGAUGAGAAUCAGAGGUUCAACAGGCACAAGAAUGUCUGCCUUCUACGGCAACUUCUUCAACAGAUCGUCUGACCUGUGUUCCUUCCCCACUUUUGCCAGAGACCAAUCUUACGUUAUUGAAAUGGCGAUUGAGGAAACAUUGACCAAACCAUAUGCAUAUGUCCAGGCCGCUGUGUUGCAUACAACCGCGUUUGGCGAAAGGAGAAUUAGAGUUUUGACAUUGGCAUUGCCAACGUCUAAGGAGAUCAAGGAUAUCUAUGCCAGUGCUGACCAACUGGCUAUCGCCAAUUAUUACACCCACAAGGCUAUUGAGAAGACCUAUUCCUCAUCUCUAAACGAUGCAAGAGAGUACUUGAACAAAUCCAUGAUUGAGAUCCUACAGACCUACAAGAAGGAGCUGGUGGCGGGUAACAUUGGAUCAAGCUCUCCUGUCCAGAUAUGUACAAACUUAAGGAUGUUGCCCCUUUUGUUGCACUCUUUAACCAAGAACAUUGGCUUCAGAUCAGGAAAAGUACCAUCUGAUCACAGAGCAAAUGCGUUGAAUCUGUUGGGUUCUAUGCCAUUGCCAUACUUGAUCAAGUACAUAUAUCCAUCUGUCUACUCCUUACAUGAUAUGCCUGAUGAUUGUGGAUUGCCUUUCACUGGAGAGGAAGAUGUUCCUGAAGAAGGUUUGAAGGUUGGUGAGACCGUUUUGCCUACACCAUUGAAUGCCACCAUCACAAACUUCGAGAAGUACGGUCUUUACUUAGUUUGCAACACCUCAGAGCUUUUCCUCUGGGUUGGUGGUGAUGCCGUUCCGCAGUUGGUAAACGACCUGUUUGGAUUUGAGGACAUCUCCGAGAUCCCUAUUGGUAAGGUCGACCUUCCAGAGCUGGAUUCAGACUUCAAUGUGAGAGUUAGAAACAUCAUUGGCAAGAUCAGAGAGCACUAUGACACCAUUGUGUAUCAAAACUUGUACAUCAUCAGGGGUCCAUCUUCCAAUGAAAAUGCAUAUGCUGCCACCGCCAACAGGGAAGUUAUUCCUCUCAGAAUGUGGUGUAUGAGUGGAUUGGUCGAGGACAGAAGCAACGGAAGCAACAGUUACAGGGAGUACUUGGGUCAAUUGAGAGAGAAGGUUGUUUCAUAG